This is a messenger RNA of Phyllostomus discolor (pale spear-nosed bat), 2821 nucleotides long. It is a transcript of the gene DCST2, whose product is annotated as DC-STAMP domain containing 2. The coding region runs from base 12 to 2510 and encodes 832 amino acids. NCBI's taxonomy places the organism in Eukaryota, Metazoa, Chordata, Mammalia, Chiroptera, Phyllostomidae. The record is from RefSeq and is a predicted model, not a curated record. Gene Ontology annotation, cellular component: membrane. The transcript is spliced from 14 exons.
GUGGAGCCCCGAUGACGGACUCACUGGUGUGGGGUAGUCCCCUCUUCUGCCCUUUUGCUCCACUCUGGGGAAGUCUCAUAUCCGUAGCCUGCGCUGAGGAGCCCACUCUCAGCCCAGAAGUCUCUUCAAGGAUCGUCCUGAGACUUGAGAUUCUGCUCUGUCUUGUCUCCUCUGCCUCAUCCACAACCUUUCUGAGAUCUGUGUCUUCCAAUCCCCCCUCUGCUCAGAGGUGUGGGGAUGGAAAUGAGAGAUUUAGCUGUCCCUUCCUAACUGGAUUCCAACGUACACACAGUAAAAGCCCCCGGAACCUUGGAAUACAAGGAGAAAUUCCAGGACCUGUAAGAGCCGCAGAACCCGGUGGGCGUUUCCUGGAGACAGGCAAACAUUUGGUCUCAGCAGCCAUGCCCACAGUCCUGAAGGAUGCUAUGCGCCCCUUGGGAGCAGAGGAGCCAAGCAUGGCGCGGGCGGUGGUCCGCAGUCUGGGGGGCUUCAGCCUGGGCUUGUCUUUAGCCACAGCCUAUGGGCUCCUGGAGCUGCUGGUGGAAGGGCAAAGCCCCUGGGGCUGCCUGGUGGGCACACUGACUUUGGCGGCCUUCCUCAGCCUGGGCAUGGGAUUCUCUCGCCAGGUCCGGGUCACUGUCCUCCUGCUGCUGCCCCAGGCCUUCUCCAAGCAGGGCCGGACGCUGAUGUUGGUGGCUGCUUUCGGGUUGGUGCUGCAAGGGCCUUGUGCGAACACCCUGCGUAAUUUCACCCAAGCCAGUGAGGCCGUGGCCUGUGGGGCAGAGCUGGCCCUGAACCAGACUGCUGAAAUGCUGGAGCGAGCUAAGCAGCCCCUUGUCAGUGCCCUGAACAAGAUUAAAGCCAUUGCCCAAAAGGCCAAAGAGGUGGCUGACCGGGUUCGCAAGUUCUUUCGGUCUAUCAUGGAUGGCGUGAAGCAUGUAGCCAGGGCCCUGCGCAACGUGUGGUACUGGCUCCUGCAUAUCGGAGACGUGUGCAACUCAGAGCUGGGCAACCCUUACUUGAAGUGUGCACGGGUCUUUGACGACGCCAAGGACAGCUGCAUGAAGGUCAUACCACAAGCCUACCACCUGUGUUACGUGCUCAUGCCCUUCAAACUUGUGCUCUGUGGACUUGCCAGCGUGGUCCAGGUAUUCUGCAUCAUCCCCAAGUACAUCCAACCCUUCUUGCGCAAGACCAUAGGCACCCCUGUGCAGAAGUUGAUUAACCGGCUGCGUCAAGAGUUUGAGUUCAACGUGACAGCCACCCACUACUUCUCUGUGGAUCUCAAUGCCUCUCAGAGCCUGUCCCAGGUUGCUCUGGACCUCCGGGAAGCUGUCAGCAUGAAGCUCUACCGUGUCCGAGAGGCCCUGGCUCUGAUGGGCUAUACCACGCCUCUGCUGCUUGUGUUUCUCUACCUCCAAGCCCUGUUUUACCGGUACUGUUACCUGAACUGGGACAGUUAUGACAACAUCUAUAUCACCAGCCGAUUCCUGCGCAUGGAGGCUGUCCGCUCUGCGGCAGGACUGCCCACGGUGCUGCCGCUCAGUGCCCACGAGGCCAGACACUACAUCCGGCCAGGUUCCAUCUUCAUGUCCCGGUGGGAGCAGAUUUUUUACCUCCUGGCAAUCUUCCACCUUAUUCGGCACCUCCUCCUCGUGCUGCUCCUGGUCUUCCUGGACUAUGCUGUCUUCUGGGUGCUGGACCUGGCCCGGCACCAGCUGCAGGGGGAGGUCGUGGCCCGCAGCCCUGUGCUAGUGUCCAUAACUGUAGAAGGCAAUGGCUACGCUGGGAAGAUUUACCGUGACCUGGUAUCGGCAUUUGACGUCCUGCAGCAAGGCAACGUCACAAUCUUGUCCCGGCGCUGCCUCCUGCGUCCCUCGGAACCCAACACCACUGGUUACGUGCUCAUUGGCAUCAUGUAUGGCCUAUGCUUCUUCAUCACCCUGUUCGGAAGCUAUGUCAGUCGGCUGCGGCGGGUCAUCUGUGCUUCCUACUAUCCGUCCCGGGAGCAGGCAAGGAUCUCCUACCUCUACAACGUCCUGCUGAGCCGCCGAACCAGCCUGCUGGCUAACCUGAACCGGGCGGUGAGACGGCGGGCAGCUGACCAGGGCCACGUGAGUGCCCUCCAGGUCCUGGCCAGACGGUGCUCCUGUCUGGCUCCAUUUAUCGACCGCUUUUGGCAGCACCAGGCCUACUGCCUGGGCUGUGGACAGCCCCAGGACGAGGGGGGCUCAGAGAACUUUGUGUCCUGCAGUACCCCAGCCUGUCGAGGUCUCUUCUGCCCCACCUGCUUCCGCCUCCUGGACAACACCUGCUCCGUGUGUGCAUCUCCCCUCUCCUACCAGGGAGAACUGGACCUGGAGCUGGACUCCAGUGAUGAGGAGGGCCCCCGGCUGUGGCUGGCUGCAGCUCGAAGAAAGGGCCCUGCGCAGGAGGAGUUACUGCGGCAACGGCUCCAAGAAGCGCUGGGCAGGACCUUCUCCUCGGAGUCCAGCUCUGAGUUCAGGUGAGCAGAGAGCAGGCGCUGGGGCUUGGGAGGCCUCAGCGUGUUCUCUCACAUUUGCAAAGGGCUCCUUGGGUGCUCGGCUCUCUGCUAGAGCAGGAGACGGAGAUGAAAAGAGGAGAGGGCUGGAGGUUUGCUGAGUGUUCGCUCUGUGUCACCGCCCCCCCCAGGAGCCCACUGAAUGGGGUUGGGGGACAAAGUAGAUAGAUGAGUGACAACAGUGUGGAGAGUGCCCCAGUGAAGGAGUGAAGCAGGCGCUGGGCAGGACAGAGGGGAGAACAACCAAUCUGGAAGGGAGGCAUGUGCAGGAAGGCUUCA